Molecule: messenger RNA, 1989 nt
Organism: Blepharisma stoltei
Lineage: Eukaryota; Ciliophora; Heterotrichea; Heterotrichida; Blepharismidae
Source: the annotation of a GenBank genome assembly
AUGGACCCUUCACCUCCAUUCAAGCGACUUCCUGAGCCUCAAGAAGAGGACAAACUUUUGAAAAGAGCCCGUGUUGACCCGAAGUCCAACACUGAGUAUGAGCCGACUCGGGUUCUUUUUAUUCGCGGUCUGAAUCAAAAUGUAAAAGAAAAAGAUGUAGUUGAUCUUUGUUCUCAGGUCGGAGUUGUUGAACAAGUGUUUUUGCUUCGUAAUAAAGGUCAAGCUUUCGUUGAAUUUGAUUCGCUUGAGGCUGCUGAUUUUUGUCUGCUGCACUUUUCGAGAGCCCCUGCAUUUUUGAAUGGGAAUCGGCUCUUUUUUUCAUAUUCAGGCAGACAAGUGAUUACUCGGAAGCCUCAUGAGCCUGCACAGCCGUCUAAAGAACUGCUUCUUACGAUUACUCAAGCCCGCUACCCUGUCACUGUUGAUGUCAUUGGGAAAAUCUUGAUACCAUAUGGCAGAGUGGUCAAAACUCGGAUCUUCCCGAGGAAUUUUGGAUACCAGUGCAUAUAUAUACAUAAAAUUGCGUAUGGCGACCGACUCGUCCUCCCAGCGACGGUAACCCGUGCAUAUCCGGGCAUAGUUUGUUGGGGAAGAGGAUGGCCCAGCAGCAUCUGGAUCCCAGUAGCGAUGGGCAUAAGCACGGAUCCGCUGGUUGUGACAAGAUCCUAUGGCAAUUUCCUUUGACUCCUUUUUCCAGCAGCAGCAGCAACACCCAAGCCAGUGGCUGCCUGAGAUGGAGCAGGGCGACAUACCUGUUCAAGCUGCUGCUAUGGUCUGCCCCGAAUCGCGGAAGCGUUUAGUUUUUCCUAGGGAUGACCUGAGGAAAGGGGAAGCAGACUAGACAACAAUAUGGCGGUCUCUCUAGUUGAAAGGAUCCCGUAAAGGGGUGAUCGGCCAGGAGUACAAGGUAGAGUGGCGUAAUAUGAGCAAAGGGACUGAGUUUGGAAAAGGUGGUGCACAGCGACAGUCUGCGGACCCAAUAGGGCAUCCACUACCGAGAAACCAGGGGUUUCGGCCUGGGCUCAGAGGUACCAGAGGUGGAAGUCCAUCCAAUUUGCAAGGCCACAACGCAGCCUAGCGGCUACGAAGGAUGUCACUCAUGGAAUUAGGGACUUAAAAUACUAUUCAUAAUCUAAUCUAAUAAUUUUGGAUACCAGUGCAUAAUUGAAAUGGAUUCUUUAGAAUCUGCCACUGCUGCUAGAGCUGCUUUGGAUGGUCAGCAUAUAUACAGCGGAUGCAACUUAAUCAAGGCGGAAUAUAGCCCUAUGACAUUGCUUGUACAAGACAAAGGGGAACUUGAAGAGGAAGAAGAAAAAAGUUUAAAUGAAGAAGAUAUCAGUAACGUCGUUUUUCUACAUAACAUGGCUGAUAAAGUUACACCUGAUAUGCUUUUCAACUUAUUUUCUUUAUAUGGAAACGUUUUACGAGUCAAAAUUUUCUUUAAACGAAGGGAUAUGGGGCUUGUCCAGUUUGAAGAUCACCAGCAAGCUGUUUUAGCAAUUAACAACCUGAAUAACUUGCCUUUUAUGGGCCAAACGCUUCUAGUUUCUAUUUCACGCAACAGUUUUAUUAAUAUGCCUUCUAGCGAGAGGAAAGCAGCUUUAUGCAAAGAUUUUGGAAACUCAGCUUUUCAACGUUUUAAAAUUGCAGGGUCGAAGAACUUUCAAAAUAUAUUCCCGCCUUCAAAUAUUUUGCAUUUGUCUAACCUAUUCUUUUUUUUAUAUAAAUAGGCUUUGGUAUAGGAUUUUAGUAGAAAUUGGAAUAAUUAUAGGAACUUGUAUAUCUGAAAAUAUGGAUGAGCACUUUUUUAGAAAUCUGUUUGCGGAACAAGCAGAAUUAGUUGGUCUUAAAUAUAUAGGUGAGGGCAGACGAAUGGCACUUGCUAAAUUCAAGAGUAUUGCUGAUGCAGUCAUGGUUCUUGUUUAUCAUCAUAACGAAAAUCUUAACGGCCGGCUGUUGAAAAUCGCUUUUUCUAAAGCAAACUUUUAG